AUGACGGAGACAGGAUCGGGCUCGACUGACCUACAGCCAGAGCUUGAAAAACAGCCAUCGACGACACCUGCAGAGGACAUCGAUCCGCCUAAAAGACAAGAUGAAACUGCAGAGUCUGGAGACCCUGACCUGGUUGAUUGGGAUGGCCCUACCGAUCCCCACAACCCUCAAAAUUGGUCGAACGCGCGUAAAUGGUGCUUAGUUACGCUGGUUUCAGCGGUGACUUGCAAUAUCUCAAUGGCAUCGACCGUGGCCGCUCCCGCGGUCCCCGCGAUUAUGGAUCAUUUCCACAACAGCAACCUGGAGUUGGAGUCCUUCGUGGUGUCGAUCUAUAUCAUCGGUUUUGUCUUCGGGCCAUUGCUUGUCGCCCCCUUGAGUGAGCUGUACGGCCGCUCUAUUAUCUUGCAUGUCACCAAUGUCCUCUUCUUCAUCUUCAACAUUGCCUGUGCCGUGAGCACCGAUCUUCCAAUGUUCAUCGUCUUCCGGCUCAUAGUUGGUCUUAUGGCAUCCACGCCUUUGACACUUGGAGGUGGUUUCAUUGCAGAUUUGAUGGUUGCCGAGAAACGUGCACGCGCUUUGACUAUUUGGACAAUGGGUCCCGUUAUUGGUGGAUUUCUAUCUCAAGGAGCGGGAUGGCGAUGGGUAUUGUGGUUUGUCGUAAUCAUAUCUGGAACUUUGACUCUCGCCUGUUUUAUCUUUGUUCGAGAAACAUAUAGCCCUGUCCUCUUAAUCCGCAAGGCGGCACGACUGCGCAAGGAAACUGGAAAUCCAAAAUUGCACUCCAAGUUCGACAGUUCUAAGACCGCUUAUGAGACAUUUUCCCAAGCUAUUAUCAGGCCAACCAAGAUGCUGUUAUUCGCACCAAUUGUCACGAUUCUUGCACUCUACAUUGCUCUCAUUUACACCUACAUGUACUUGCUAUUCACAACCUUCACCUUCAUCUUCGAAGAGCAGUACGGAUUUAACUCAGGCGAAGCGGGUCUCGCAUACCUCGGGACGGGCAUCGGGUUUAUCUUGGGGUUGUUCGUCACCGGAUUUUACUCCGACAAAGUCGUCAGAAAGAUUCGGAAGACACAGCCUCCUAAACCUGAGCACCAUCUUCCUCCCAUGGCCGUGGGCGCAAUCCUUCUUCCGAUUGGCCUUUUUUUCUACGGUUGGACAGCUCAAUACGCGGUCCAUUGGAUUGUUCCGAUUAUUGCGACGGGAUUCUUUGGCCUAGGUCUGUUACUCGGAUUCAUGCCAGUGCAAGUUUAUCUCGUGGAAACCUAUACAAUCUAUGCGGCCAGUGCAAUUGCGAGUAACACUGUGCUUCGAUCUCUGUUUGGAGCAGUCGUGCCCCUGGCCGGCCAAAAGAUGUACGCCACGCUUGGAUACGGCUGGGGUAACAGUCUCCUUGGCUUCAUCGCUUUGAUUUUCAUCCCAGCACCUUUUGCCCUUCUAAAAUACGGAGAGCAGAUCAGAACGAACCCACGGUUUCAAGUGAAGUUGUAA
This is a messenger RNA of Talaromyces proteolyticus, 1491 nucleotides long. RefSeq names its product major facilitator superfamily domain-containing protein. Gene Ontology annotation, biological process: transmembrane transport. The transcript has 4 exons. Gene Ontology annotation, molecular function: transmembrane transporter activity. Bases 1 to 1491 code for a protein of 496 amino acids. Lineage: Eukaryota; Fungi; Ascomycota; Eurotiomycetes; Eurotiales; Trichocomaceae. The record is from RefSeq and is a predicted model, not a curated record.